Molecule: messenger RNA, 2160 nt
Organism: Adineta steineri
Lineage: Eukaryota; Metazoa; Rotifera; Eurotatoria; Adinetida; Adinetidae
Source: the annotation of a GenBank genome assembly
AUGAUCUUAACUGUAAAACAACGACGAGCAACAUCAGCGAACAAUCAAUUUUUUAUCAUAUCUGAAACACUUGAACAAGCACUCGAUGAUCUUCUAUUAGCUUUUGGUUAUUCACCUUUAUCAAAUGUAAAUCAUGAAUUAUUAACAUUAGAAAAUCAUAUUUUACUUGAAAAUAUAAAAAAGGUGCAAAUAAAUGGAAUACUUAUUAACUGUCAUUGUGUUAAAGCUGUAGCUAAUGCUUCAAAAUUCUUUACUGAUCUCUCUGAAUUAUCAUUUGAUGAACAGAAAAUUAUUAUUAAUCAAGAAAAUUUUGUUUCAAAAGUAAAAGAUAUUUAUGAAAAGAAUAAUGAUUCGACGUUAAAAUUAGCUAUUGAAAUGAUUAUGAAAAAUGAUAUUAAUGAUAAUAGUAUCUUUAAUUGGGAAGUUUGUCAUGCAUACGCUCAAAAUUGGGCUUUAUCUACAAUUCAUUUACCUUUAUUAUCAAAAAUAUACAAUGUUACAAUUCAUUCAUGUACUAUAAUACAACAUUCAACAGAGGGACGUAUAUUUAUGACAAAGGAAAAGAUACCUAUUGAAUAUGAUACUCAACGUGUAUUUGUAGUAUUAAAUAAUGAUCAACAACAACACAUAAUUGGAUUAUUUACUUCAUGUGAAUUACGAUUAAAUUAUCUUUACAAUCAAUUAAAUUUAUCAGAUAGUAACGAAGUUAAAAUCGAUAUAUAUCAUCAGAUAGCUUUGAAUCAUCGUUUAAAAGCUGAACAUAAUGAAAAAAUUCAUCAUUUAAAAGCAUUACGAAGUUGGCAUUCGGCAAUGGAAAAUUAUUCUGAAAUAUUAGCUUUAAGUAAUACUAAUGAUUUACAAGCAGCAUUAGGAUAUGGACGAUGUUUAAUUAUGCUUAGUAAAUUUAUACGUGCAAUUAAAUUUUUAUCUGAAACAAUUGAAACACAUCAAAAAUCAAUAACAGCUGAAGGAUGGUAUUUAUUAGGUGUAGCAAAACGAAAACGUUAUCUUUACAAAGAAGCAAAAUAUGCUAUAAAAGUAGCAUUACGACUUGAUCAAAAUUAUGCUGAUGCUAAAAGUGAACUUCAAAUAAUUGAUUGUUUACAAGAUCAAACAAUGGAAAAACAUUUAAAAAUUUAUAAGAAUAUGACAACUACAUAUUCUAAACAAUGUCGUACUGAUUCAUAUAAUAUUUUGUCGAUUGAUGGUGGUGGUGUUCGAGGUAUAAUGCCAGCUGUAUUAAUAUCAGAAAUUGAACGUAGAACAAAUCGAUCUGCUGCAUCUUUAUUUCAUUCAAUGGCAGGUACAUCAACAGGAGCUAUUAUUGCUGCUGGCUUAUCAACUCCUGAGUUUAGCAUAGAUGAACCUGUAAAACCUCGUUAUAAAUCUUCUGAUAUUGUUCAACUAUAUCAUGAACAUUCAUCAGAAGUUUUCAAACAAUCACCGAGUCUAAUUUACAAUUUCAGACGACCAAUUACACAAGAAUCAAAAUAUAUUGAUGAAGGCCGAUACGAAUUAUUUAGACGUUAUUUUUGUGAUACAAAAAUAUCAAAUGCAUUGACUGAUCUCAUCAUACCGGCUGUUCGACAUGAUUCAAAAUCAACACAUAUAUUUAAUACAUACACUAGUUUAUGUGAUAAAAAGGAAGAUUACAAACUAUAUGAUAUACUUAUGUGUACAACAGCUGCUCCAACAUAUUUUCAACCAUAUAAACUUGGUUCUAAAUCAUAUGUUGAUGGUGGUGUUCAGAUGAAUAAUCCAGCUAUGGCUGCAUAUACACAAGCGAAAAGUGGCAAUACAUCACAAGAAAAUAUUUUUAUUUUAUCACUUGGGACUGGUGAUUAUAUACCUGAUCCAAUUAAACCAGAUGCUUAUCGCCAUUUGUUAUUUUAUGUUAAAAAUAGUCGAGAAGUUUUAAAUAUAGUGUUUGAUGGACCACAAUCAAAUACAGAUUUGCAUUUAUUGCAUAUAAUGGAAAAAGAUAAAUAUUGUCGCUGGCAAAUGUGGCUUGAAGAACCAAUAGAAUUAGAUGACUGCCAGGAAACAACAAUUAAUUGUCUAUAUGAUCAUGCACGAGCAUUUUUUGAAGAAAUCGAUGCAUAUGAUAAUGGUAAACGUCUUGGUUUAGUUCUCGAUCGAUUGAAAGGUGAUGAACAUUAA